Thermothielavioides terrestris NRRL 8126 is the source of this 2159-nucleotide messenger RNA. RefSeq lists its product as uncharacterized. The transcript has 6 exons. NCBI's taxonomy places the organism in Eukaryota, Fungi, Ascomycota, Sordariomycetes, Sordariales, Chaetomiaceae. Bases 202 to 1872 code for a protein of 556 amino acids. Gene Ontology annotation, cellular component: cytoplasm. Gene Ontology annotation, molecular function: zinc ion binding; cobalt ion binding; serine binding. The record is from RefSeq and is a predicted model, not a curated record. Gene Ontology annotation, biological process: tetrahydrofolate interconversion; folic acid metabolic process; L-serine catabolic process.
UCUCCACUCAACCCUGGAGCGGAACAGAUACAGGACGCAGGACACGGGACUGGACAAUUCAACCCCGAGUUGAAGGAGAUCAGGCCAUUCUCCUCCUUCCUGUCUUUCCUUCCGGGCAACCAACCAGGCAGGCAAUUGUAACCUCCCAAUCCCGUGCGAUAUCCGCUCCCUAGCAAGCCAUCCAUCCGUCACCACACCGCCAUGUCGGCCUCCGCGGUCCCUUCUUCGCUGCGGGGCACGGCGCUGCGCGCAUGCGCUGCAGCCGGUUCGCUCCGGACGACGACGCCGGUGGCGGCGGCGAUAUCCACCGCAGGCGCGCUCGCCACCGGCCCGCGGCUGCGGAGCUCGGCGGCGCAGAAGAGACAAUGGCUUGGCGCUGGCGUCGGUGCGAGGAGGAGCGUCGGGUCGUUGAGUGGUGAUUCUCAGCAGCGGAUGCUCGCUUCGCAUUUGCAGCAGGCCGACCCGAUCAUGUACGAUAUCAUCGAGAAGGAGAAAAUCAGGCAAAAGCAGUUCAUCAACCUGAUUCCCUCCGAGAACUUCACCUCGCAAGCGGUGUUGGAUGCGCUAGGGAGUCCGAUGCAGAAUAAAUACUCCGAGGGGUAUCCGGGCGCAAGGUACUACGGCGGCAACGAGUUCAUCGACGCUUCCGAGAGACUAUGUCAACAACGGGCGCUGGAGACGUUCGGGCUCGACCCCAGGGAGUGGGGUGUCAACGUCCAGGCUCUGUCCGGCGCGCCGGCGAACCUCUACGUCUACUCGGCCCUGAUGGAGACACACGACCGCCUCAUGGGCCUCGACCUGCCGCACGGAGGGCACCUGUCCCACGGCUACCAGACACCGACGAAGAAGAUCUCGUUCGUUUCCAAGUACUUUGAGACGGUGCCAUACCGGCUCGACGAGUCGACCGGCUACAUCGACUACGACAAGCUCGAGGAACUGGCGGGUAUCUACCGCCCGAAGAUCAUCGUGGCUGGCGCGUCGGCGUACAGCCGGCUGAUCGACUACGCGCGCAUGCGCGACAUCUGCGACAAGGUGAACGCCUAUCUCCUCGCCGACAUGGCGCACAUCUCGGGCUUGGUCGCUGCCAAGGUCCUGCCCGGCCCUUUCUCGCACGCCGACAUCGUCACCACCACGAGCCACAAGUCGCUCCGCGGGCCCCGCGGCGCCCUCAUCUUCUUCCGCCGCGGCGUCCGCCGCACGCACCCCAAGACGGGCGCCGAAGAGCUCUACAACCUCGAGAACCCCAUCAACGCGUCCGUCUUCCCCGGCCACCAGGGCGGGCCGCACAACCACACCAUCGCCGCCCUCGCGGUGGCCCUCAAGCAGGCCCAGACGCCCGAGUUCCGCGCGUACCAGUCGCAGGUCCUGGCCAACGCCAAGGCCCUGGCGCGGCGGCUGGGCGAGCCCAAGGAGAAGGGCGGGCUCGGCUACCGGCUGGUCAGCGGCGGCACGGACAACCACCUGGUGCUCGUGGACCUGAAGCCGCAGGGCGUCGAUGGCGCGCGGGUCGAGCGCGUGCUGGAGCUCGUCGGCGUGGCCGCCAACAAGAACACGGUGCCGGGCGACAAGUCGGCGCUCACCCCCGGCGGGCUGCGCAUGGGCACGCCCGCCAUGACGACCCGCGGCUUCGGCGAGGACGACUUCGAGCGCGUCGCCGACAUCGUCGACCGCGCCGUCUCCAUCGCCGUGCGCGUCGACAAGGCCGCCCGCAAGGCCGCCGAGGACAAGGGCGAGGCCAAGACGGCCGGCCGCCUCAAGACCUUCCUCGACUACCUCGGCACCGGUGAGACGGACACCGAGAUCGUGCAGCUGCGCAGCGAGGUCGCCGACUGGGUCGGCACAUAUCCCCUGCCGUGGGACCCGAAGGCGUAGCGCGGGAGACAGGAGUGGGGGGGGGGGAAGUGUCGGCCGAGCGAAAAAGGAAGGUUUGCUAGCGCGGGUGGAUGGAAGAAUAAGAUGAUACUGUCUCUGUAACUGUUAUGUAGUUCGGGUUCGGAGGCGUAACACCGGGCGAGCGGGUUUAACAGUCCACUUUGCCCCGAUUCAUCUCUUGGUUGGUUUUCUGCGGCACGACAGCAGCAUAUUGCAUGUUCAACCUGGCAUGUGGUCGGUGGUCUCGCAAUGGAUGAAGUGCUUGAUCGGGCGUCCGUUGUUCAAGG